Molecule: messenger RNA, 1842 nt
Organism: Zingiber officinale
Lineage: Eukaryota; Viridiplantae; Streptophyta; Magnoliopsida; Zingiberales; Zingiberaceae
Product: transcription factor bHLH144-like
Exons: 1
Coding region: 824-1564 (246 amino acids)
Molecular function (GO): protein dimerization activity
Source: RefSeq, a predicted model, not a curated record
CGGCCGCCCGCCCCCGCGCCCGAGGAUCCCACGGUGGAUUCGCAAAAAGGCGUCGCCUUUUUUGCGUGUCUUGUUGGGCGCAGCAGCGGCACGCGCGAUGACGGAGAUGGAGAACCCCGCGUCCGGGUGCACGCACACGCCGACAGCUUCGCUAAUGGCUGCCUCCCUCCCUCCACGCCGCAGUCAUUGCCUCUGCCUCCGCCUCAAUUUUAAUGAAAGCGGGCGAUGAUAUCUUCUCGGCUUCGGAGGCUCUCUCAUCAUUAGGGCGGACGAGAUAUGUAUAUAUAGUGCGUCCACAGCCGUGCUUCCCAGUAGGCUCCUUGUAGGGGCAUCGAGCGCCUUCCUCCCCUGCCACUUCCCUGCUUCUUGUACUUGAAAUCUACCUAUACUCUGUAGUCUGUACGAUCCCCUCUUAUGUAUCUUCCUCCUUUCUAUAAACCGAGGCUCGCAUCGCGCCCCCUGUUGAUUUCCCCUGAACUCAUCUCAGCUUGUCGUGGGUGUUUUCCGGCGGCCGAUCACCACCGCCCGUGUUCUUUCGUUCUCUCCGUGUUGGCUGAUUUGGGGAAGGUGUAGAAUGCACAUUCAGGUCACGGUGAAGAGAUAUAUAAUGAAUGAAAGGAUCGUUGCUUACCGUCGAUUGUCGUAGGUUUGCCAGUGAAAUUCUACCGACAGUUGGAUGAAGGCUCGUCAUGUAGUUUGACCGCCGGUUGAUCUGCAGUCUCUUGUUUUCUUCUUCUUUCGUACCGACUUGGAAAGAAUCCGCAGCCUCGGUUUCUUUCCAAAUCCUCGGCGACAGCAAGUUCUUCUGCCAAGAGAGCUCACGAUGCAGAGGAAUCCAAGAUACUACUGCAACGCGCCGCCCGACGACGCAUAUGACUAUGGCGGGUUUGGUUAUGACUCCGGUGUUGGCGGAGGAGGCGGAGAUUUCUACAACUAUGGAGCUCCACCGCCGCCGCCGCCGCCGCCGCCUCUGGGCUACGGAGCACCUGUUUCCGGCUAUGAGUACCGCGAGUUCCCGGCUCCGCUCAACAACGUGGAGUUCAAGCCGUCGGAGACCUGCCCCAGGAACUUCGUCAUCUUCGACCAGACGUACCACCGAAGCCAGGUCAUGUUCCACCCCUCGCUCGCCAACAGGUUCGGCUCUCCGGGCUUUGAUGCCUACGGCGGAGGAGCUCCUCGUGCCGACGAGGCCGGCAAAAGCGCGUACAGGGACAAUGACGAGGAGACGGAAGACAUCGACGCGCUGCUGAGCUCGGAAGAAGGGGAGGAGGAGGACGACGACGUGGUCAGCACGGGAAGAACUCCCGGCGGCCGGGCCUGCGGAAGUUCACCGGACACUGCUUGCUCGUCGCAGUCCAAGUCCAAGAAGCAAGUUUCUGCAACUACCACCGGAGGCGGUGGUGGCGGUGGCAAAAGGGAGAAGAUGAAGAAGAUGGUGAAGACACUGAAAGGAAUCAUUCCGGGCGGCGACCGAAUGGAUACCCCUGCUGUUCUUGAUGAAGCCGUCAAGUACCUGAAAUCACUCAAAGUGGAAGUGAAGAAGCUAGGAAUCAAGCACAGUUGAGCAGAAUCAAAUUGCAUGGAAGCUUCCAUGAAUUUUGCAGGUAAACAGAAAAAUCAAUUCUUGACAUGAUAAUUGCCAGAAUUUUGAAGUUAGAGAAGUUGGAUUUGAAACAGAGAUGCAAGAUGAGGCACACACAUAUUGAUGAUGUUCAAUGUUCUGCAACAUCCAUGCUUUGCUUUAUUUCCCUUCUUUUUUGUUUUUAAUGUUCAAUGUUGCUUGUUUGAACUUUCUUUAAUUUUACUACAUAUCCUGCAAUUAAAAUGAUCCUUAGAAAACAA